UUUUCUCUUUUCAGAAGCUCAUUAGACUUUAUACACUACGUAGUCACAGACACACACAGAAGAGAGAGAGAGAGAUAGAGAGAGGGGAGAGAGAGAGAGAGAGAGAGAGAGAGAGAGUGAAGCUCUCAAGAAAGUUCCCUGAAUACUCAAAGCCUUCAGCUUUGUCAAAACCCUAAUUCUCCUCCUCCGUCGCCGGAGCUUUUCCCGCUGCAAAUUCCGGCGUGUUUCCCCACCAUUGCAGCAUUCCCGGGCUGAUAUUCGAAAACUCCAGCAUCGGCAUUUGACGGUUCUCAUAUCGAACAAGCUCGGAGCUUCUUCUUUGACUUUUGUUGACUGUUCGAGCUCUGUAGCUCUACUGUGCUUCACUCGGGAGCGGUUAAUUUCUGGGGUUUUUGGCUGUGAAUUUUUCCCAUUUCACGCCCUCUUUCGGUUUAUUGGGCUUCUUACCGGCAAACAGUGCCGUUUUCCGGAGCACUUUCACCCAUAAAUCUAGCCGUUGGAGAAAGUUGUCUUCUUUCUUUUAGUUUUGAGCUCUCUGGUUUUUAUGUCGUUCUAGUGGGGGGCCCUUGAGUACCGAACAAUGCGACCCUUUUCAGGCAUGAAAACGCUGCUCCUCCUAUUCGCCGUCGUUGUUUUGUGUCCGGUUCUUGCGAGAUCUCUGAACCCGUCUCUGAACGACGACGUGUUGGGGCUGAUAGUGUUCAAGGCGAAUAUCCAAGAUCCUAAGGGAAAGUUAGCGUCUUGGAGCGAAGACGACGACAGUGCUUGCAGUUGGGUCGGGGUAAAAUGCCACCCGAGAUCCAACCGGGUCAUCGAGCUCAACCUCGACGACUUCUCGCUUUCGGGUCACAUCGGGCGCGGCCUUCUGCAACUGCAAGCGCUCCGGAAGCUCUCGCUUUCGAAGAACAAUCUCAUCGGAAGCUUAACGCCUAACAUUGCUCACAUCGACAACCUCCGAGUUCUCGAUUUGAGUGAGAACAGUUUCUCCGGUGAUGUUCCAGAAGAGUUUUUCCGGCAAUGUGGGUCACUGAGAGUGAUUUCUCUGGCGAAAAACAAGUUUUCCGGGAAAAUUCCAGAGAGUUUGGGCUCGUGUCCGAGUCUAGCAUCUGUUAACUUGUCGUUGAACCAGUUUUCGGGUUCGGUUCCGGCUGGGGUUUGGUCCUUGAGUGGGAUUAGAUCACUGGAUUUGUCUGAUAACUUGUUGGAGGGUGGAAUUCCAAAGGGGGUUGAAGGAUUGAAUAAUUUGCGAGGAAUUAAUUUGGCCAGGAAUCGGUUUACUGGGCAAGUUCCAGAUGGAAUUGGAAACUGGUUGCUCUUGAGGUCCAUUGAUCUGAGCGAGAAUUCGUUCUCGGGUAACCUCCCUCAGACAAUGCAGAAACUUGGCUUGUGCAGCUAUCUGAAUUUGCACCAGAACACAUUUUCCGGUGAGGUUCCGGAGUGGAUUGGAGAGAUGAAGAGCCUGGAGACUUUGGACCUUUCUAGCAACCGAUUUUUGGGUGAAGUUCCAAGCUCAAUAGGCAAUCUUGAGUCUUUGAAAGUAUUGAAUUUUUCUGCAAAUGGGUUCACUGGUAGCUUGCCAAAGUCUCUGUCUUAUUGCACAAACCUUCUGGGUUUAGAUUUUAGCAAGAAUUCGAUGGCGGGUGAGCUUCCUGUGUGGAUAUUCGCGGCAGGUACAGAGGAAGUUUCACUUUCAGAGAAAAAACCAAGUGGAAGCAAGAACAUCCCUCUAUCUUCAUCAGCUGGAAAUGCACUAAAGAAUCUCCAAGUCUUGGAUUUAUCCCUUAAUCAUUUUUCGGGUGAAAUUACGUCUGACAUUGGGGCCUUAAGCAGCUUGCACGUUUUGAACCUCUCUGGUAACUCUCUUGCUGGUCCUAUUCCUGUGGCCAUUGGAGACUUGAAGGUCCUGGACAAUCUCGACUUGAGCGAGAAUCGGCUCAAUGGAACCAUUCCAACUUCAAUCGAGAACUGUUCUUCUCUAACCACUUUAAUUGUAUCACAGAACAGACUGACUGGUCCAAUACCUGCGGCAAUGUCCAAACUUACCAACUUACAAAAUGUGGACUUGUCUUUCAAUAGCCUCACAGGAGGACUGCCGAAGCAGUUAGCCAAUCUUCCCAACCUUCUUUCCUUCAAAAUUUCCCACAACAACCUCCAGGGUGAACUACCUGCGGGUGCCUUUUUCAACACCAUCUCCCCUUCCUCCGUCUCUGGAAAUCCAUCUCUCUGUGGUUCUGCAGUUAACAAGUCUUGCCCGGGAGUCCUUCCCAAACCCAUUGUCCUCAAUCCCAAUUCCUCUUCUGACUCCAGCACAGGAGAAAUCUCAUCAAAUCUUGGUCAUCGAAGAAUCUUACUCAGUAUUUCUUCGCUUAUUGCCAUUGCUGCAGCCGCUGUCAUUGUCAUUGGUGUAAUUGCCAUUACUGUGCUUAAUCUCCGUGUCCGGUCUUCCUCUUCCACAACUCAACCGGCGGCAGCCCUCGCAUUUUCAGGUGGGGAUGACUUCAGCCAUUCCCCUACAACAGAUGGAAACUCUGGCAAGCUUGUCAUGUUCUCAGGUGAGCCUGACUUCAGCACCAGCGCACAUGCACUGCUCAACAAGGACUGUGAGCUUGGGCGAGGUGGGUUUGGAGCAGUCUACCGGACUGUUCUUCGAGAUGGACGACCAGUUGCAAUCAAGAAGCUCACUGUUUCUAGUCUUGUCAAAUCUCAAGGAGAAUUUGAAAGGGAAGUGAAGAAAUUGGGGAAAGUGAGGCACGAUAAUCUUGUGGAGAUCGAAGGCUAUUACUGGACUCCAUCAUUACAGCUCAUCAUAUACGAAUAUGUUGCCGGUGGUAGUUUAUACAAGCAUCUUCAUGAUGGAGCAGGUGGAAACUUCCUGUCGUGGAAUGACCGGUUCAACAUAAUUCUUGGAACUGCAAAAAGUUUGGCUCAUUUGCACCAGAUGAACAUAAUUCACUACAAUAUAAAGUCCAGCAAUGUCCUGAUUGGCAGCUCAGGCGAACCCAAAGUGGGAGACUUUGGCCUGGCUAGGUUGUUGCCAAUGCUUGACCGAUAUGUUCUGAGUAGCAAGAUUCAGAGCGCCCUUGGCUACAUGGCACCAGAGUUUGCUUGCAAAACGGUAAAGAUAACCGAGAAAUGUGAUGUGUACGGGUUUGGGAUUUUGGUUCUAGAGAUUGUCACCGGGAAAAGACCUGUCGAGUACAUGGAAGAUGAUGUUGUGGUGCUUUGUGACAUGGUGAGAGAAGCACUGGAAGAAGGCAGGGUAGAAGAAUGUGUUGAUGCUCGGCUCCAAGGAAUUUUCCCAGCAGAAGAGGCUAUACCUGUGAUGAAACUAGGCUUGAUAUGCACGUCACAAGUGCCAUCAAACAGACCAGACAUGGGGGAGGUCGUCAACAUUUUGGAGCUGAUCCGAUGUCCUUCCGAAGGCCAAGAGGAGUUGUGAUGGAUUAAACUAAUCUUAACAGAUUUUCAGUGAAGGGAUUCGCAACAAGUUAUCCGGCACAGAAGAAUCCAGUUUGUUCGUUCCAUCGAGGGAGAAGGAAAUUUUAAUUGUUGGUUUUUCUUUUUCUGCAUUGUUGUAUUUGUUAUCCUUCUGUUGUGGAUUUCUUGUGUUACAUUUCUGUAGUUUCUCCUCCAUGCUACAAGUAGCUAGGUCACCAGAUUCUCCUUUGCCGGAUUCCGAUUCGAGUCCCGGUCAGAAAUUGUCAUGACUAAUCUUAUGAACUCUUCCAAUUUCUCUU
This is a messenger RNA of Pyrus x bretschneideri (Chinese white pear), 3737 nucleotides long. RefSeq names its product probable LRR receptor-like serine/threonine-protein kinase IRK. Gene Ontology annotation, molecular function: protein kinase activity; ATP binding; protein binding. Gene Ontology annotation, biological process: protein phosphorylation. The coding region runs from base 581 to 3439 and encodes 952 amino acids. The transcript has 2 exons. Lineage: Eukaryota; Viridiplantae; Streptophyta; Magnoliopsida; Rosales; Rosaceae. The record is from RefSeq and is a predicted model, not a curated record.